Molecule: messenger RNA, 9800 nt
Organism: Ostrea edulis (European flat oyster)
Lineage: Eukaryota; Metazoa; Mollusca; Bivalvia; Ostreida; Ostreidae
Exons: 20
Coding region: 803-9322 (2839 amino acids)
Source: RefSeq, a predicted model, not a curated record
AAACGAAAACGAGACUAAUGAAAUAUCAACAAAAUGGACACCACGCGUGACUUAUGAUCACUUAUUUGUUGACAAGUACGCUUUGAAUAUGAUUGUUUCAUUGUUGUAUGUUGUAUAUUAUAUAUUAUUGUAGGCUCAGCAAUGAUCGACAAUCUUUGAUUGUCCAUAGCAAACUUGAGAUAAAGGCUUGUUUGCUGUACUGAUGGAUACAAUAAAUUGAUAUUUUCAUGAACUGGUACACACGGAUUAUAUUUUGAUUUGUGUGAGUUUGACUUGGUUAAUGUGGAUUGAGUAGUACAUCAAUUUACAUAGUACAGCGAUUGGGAUAAGCACGAGUAUGUAUUGGCAAGGUGUACCUGGAACUGCUAUGACUUCCAAAUAAUAUCACAGCUGCCAGCGAAGUUGAUUCGAAUAAAGCGCGGAGCAUUGCCUGUGAAUAAUGUACCAUAUGAGGAAGUUGAGCCAUGGGUCUAAAAUGACGAAUUAUCGUUAUCUUAGAUGUUUCCUUUGGAAUUCUACUUCUGUUACCUGAACUAACUAUUUGUUUAUAUCAUAGAAACAUUAAAUUGAUUAAUUUAUUGUUAUGAGAUGGGCUGGCUGCUGCUCACAGAUUCAGUUUUUUUUCUCUACGAGUGGUAGUAGUUGAUUGAAAAAUAUGCCCUUGAAGCAUGAAAUAUUCUGUCCAAUUAGCUAAUUCCACAACAUUCUACUGAUUGGUUUGAAUGAUACAGCUGAAAUUAGAGUUGAAAGACAAAAGUUCCAUGAAAUUAUUUGCAAACACUCAGAGCAGACCUGAAUAUUAAUGACCAUGGAAGAAGAAAAUGACUUUAUUUUCAUGGAAUUUUCUGUGGUAGAUGAAUGUGGCAGUGAUGAAGAGGAAGAAAAUGAAGACUCUCAUCAAGAUGGUAUUCAUGUGUUGGAUGAGGUAGAUUCAUCUAAACCCUCAAAAAAUGAGGACUUCUUUGAAGACAUGGUGGUACUAGACAUCAGUACGAGUCCAACAAAAGAAAUUGAAAUGAAAAAAGAGAAAAGUCACACCUCACACAAAUCUGAUCGAUCACACAGGUUAAAAGAAAGUAGGAGUCCUUACAGGGAGAGUUCAAAUAAAGAAAAGAGGAAUUCAGGAAGAGAAAGUUCCAGAAAGGAAGAGGAGAAAAGAAAUGAUAGGAGGAAGGACAGAAGUAGGUCAAAGGAAAGUCGCUAUAGAUCAAGUUCAGACAGAAGAAAGCGAUCAAGAGAAAGGGAACAAGGAGUACAGGAGAAGAGUUCUGGUGGAAGAAACUCUCAGAGAACAUCAGCACAACAGUCAUCCAAAAGUUCAAGAAGUCAUUCAUCAACACCCAGUGAGAAAAAAGAUACGACAAAGAGUCAAGUGCUUGCAAAGACAUCCAUUUCAAAGUCAACUACAUCAGCCAUUUUAUCAAAAGAAAUUCAGAAAACUGAGAAGGACAAAGACACAAAAGAAGAAUCAACAACAAAAAAGGCUUCAGUGAAAAAAGAAGAAACAGAUAGUGAAGGUGAAGGAAUAACCAUUAAUGCUGAUGACAACAUAUUGACAGGUAUAGACUUUUCAGAUCUCGGUAAGUCUGACUUUGUUACUUUGACAGUAGUGGAUGAAGAUGAUCAACAUGAAACACAACAUGACAGUCGAACUCACACAGAGACUGCAGGAAAAAGUUUAGAUUUUAGAAUUAAACAGACUGAUAUUGUAGAUGCAAAAGAAAACAUGCCAGUUCAAAGUUCUACAAAGAAACCUGAAUUAGCAGCAAGUGAAAGUGUGACACAGGAGUCAGAAAAUGGAAAGUCUAUCGAGAAGCCAACAUCUGAUUUAGUUGAAAAGAAGAAGGCAUCUAUGAAAGUUUCAGAGAAACCUGUGCCUAAAAAAGCUUCAGAGAAGCCGAAAUCUAAUACAGAGAUAGAGAUGGUGGUAGUUAAAGACAUUGAUGAAAUUGAGAAUCCACUGCCAAAUCCGCAUGCAUCAUCCACACCUCAGAGGAAUCCAGUUAAUGAAGAUCUAGACAAAUUCAAAGUUAUGGAGGAGUUAUUCCCUGUAGAAUCAGUUGAGAAAACAAAUAAAGAAGUCAGUAUCAUUGGAGUGGACAAUUUACUUCUUAGUAGAGAUGAAGGGAAACAACAGGCUCAAACUGAAAGUGACAGAAGAUUAGAUUCCAAGGGACCAGAUUUGGUUGAAGUUGCAAACAUACCUGACAGAGAUGAAGUAAAUAUUGUUGGCAUAGAACAUAUGUCCAAGAGUCAAGAUACUAAUUAUAGAAAAGAGGAGAAACUAUUUGAAGUUGCUGGUGAUGAAGAAGAGGAAAUGGAAAUUAGUAUAAUGGAUGAGUCAAAAGUAGGCUCAUCAGAAUAUUCAGAAAAAGAAGAAACAGAUGAUGAUGUCAUUGAAGUAAUCUUCAGCAAUGGGGAGGAUGAGGAAGAAACUCCAGUGACCUCCACAACAGAGUUUAAUAAUACUUUUAGGACUGGUUUUACUGAAAAUGACAAUCUAAGGAAUUCAACCCAAGGUUUAAAGACAGAAUCAGAGUACUGGGACCCCACAAAAGCAGGACUUACAGAACUGGAGGCAUUACAUCCCACAAUAGGAGUGCACCCUGAACAACCCGAAAACUGUGAACAACCAAUGGGAAGCGAAACCAGUAUGAUGACAAAGCAAGGAAUAAUAGAAACUGGUACCAAUGAUAUUGGGGUCAAUUUCUUAGAAAAGGUAGAAAUUGAAAGCAUUGGUGAACCUGAUAAUGUGAUUGAGGAUGGGAUGGAAAUCAUUGUGUUAUCCGAUACUGACACUGAGGAGAACUCUGAUCAAGGUGCAUCUGAAGAUGAAAUUCAAGAGAUAACACCUUUAAGUUCAAGGAAAUCAGCCAGUGAUUUAGGUAAUUUUCAGAUAGAAGAUUCUGAGAAGAAAUGGGAAGAAAGUGAAACCAGUCAUGUGGAAGCAGAUGUUUCCCUCUAUGCAGCUGAAGACAGCCAGUCAGUCAGUGAUUUAGAUAAUUUUAAGAUGGAGGAUUUUGACGAGAAAGAGAAAGAAAGUGAAGCCAGUCAAGUGGAAGCUGGUAUUUCCCUUUAUGCAGCUGAGGACAGUCAAAUAGAAGACGGCACAGAAAUUACCAUUGAGGAUGAUGAAGAGCAGGAUGAAGAUAAUUUAGGCGAGAUUGAUGAAGAUGCUUUCCUAGCAAUGAUGCAAAGUGAAGGUUUGGAUGUAGAAGAUUGUGAGGAUGUGGAAAAUCAAGAUGAAACUAAGGAAGAGGCAGUCGAUGAUGGGGAACAGUUGCAAACAGAGAAAGAUUCUUCACAUUUGUUUAUAACUGUGAGCCAGACUUCAGAGAAAAGAAAUGUGAAAUCUGCAACAGAUUCCCAAGAGAAAUCCAGAUUAAGGUCACCCAUUGACAGAAUUUCCUCAAACCUUGCUAAAAUAAGAAAAGAAGUUGAUAAGGCUUCCAAGCAACCUGAAUCAGACAGUGAAAACAUUAAGGAUCAGGAAAAGAACAAAGCCACAAAAAGUUCUACAGAAAGCAGUAAAGACAAGAACUCGAGGAGUUCUCAGGAAAGGAGCAAGGACAAGAAAUCACAGAGACCCAAUUCUGGUGAAAAAGAUUUGAGACAAGUUAUUCAGAGCAAGAAAUCCCAGAAUUCUAGAGAUCUGAGGAAUGUUAUCAAACAGAAAAAAGCAAGGGAGAAUGAAGCCACUGAGGCAGAGGACCAAAAUGAAGAGUUACCUCUCGGAGUGGAUGAAUAUUUGGCAGAUGAAGAGGAGCUUGUUGAGGUAGAUACAUUUUAUGAUGACUACCAAGAGAAGAAAGUAGAAAUGGUGGUCGUUCAGGAUGAGGCCUUGUUACCCAAAGAGAAAGAGCACUGGGGUUAUGACACAGUAGGAGAAGUCCUGAGACUACCAAUGAAGAUGAAGAAUGUGUCCAUUGAAGACCUGGAAAGUGAAAGUGCGACUUCUAUGCUGGAGGGUUUUGAUGCCUUCUUUGUAGAUCUGGACAGUGGAGAAGGGGCUUUAUACAUUGAUAACUCGGAGCUGAAAACCAUGCGCCCCUUCAUUAUGAUAGGGAGAAUUGCCCGGUUCCUAAAAGACCACCCUCAUGUAGAUGUGGAGUGUGAGAAAGCCAUCUCCUUCCUCCUAGAAGAGAAGAUGAAGACUGUUGGCAUUAAGAAAAAAAAUCAAAUUCCAAAGAAAGGUUUGCUGUAUAUUCGUGGGGUUCCAAAUCAUAUUACGGAGGAGAGAUUGACAAAAUCUCUGAAAGCCAAGGAUGCUAUAAUUCCCAAAAAUUUAAUGGAUAAACGCAUAGGGUUUGCCAUGGUCAUCUAUGAAACGACGGAGGAAGUGAGGGAGUUCCUGGCCACAUUGAAGAUCUUUGAUAAGACCUGUAUCAGGUACCAGGAAAUAUUCCAAAAGCAAAAAGAAUUGGAAAAACAACUUCAAAAACACCCAGAGGCAAAGGGGGCGUUACUUGAUGGAGAAACACAACUACACCGUCAAAAGCAAAAAUUGCAAGCCCGAAAGAAACUGAUGGCCAUACAGAAAGAGAUCAUGAAGAAGAACAAGGAAAAAAUCAAGAAAACAAAUAAUAAGGCCCUGCAGAAAAAGCAAAUAAAGCAGAAAAAGGCAGAAUUAAGAAAACUGAUGGAGAGGGCAAAGAAAAUAGUGGAGGAAGAAGGGUUGGAUGAAAAUCUGAGUAACAUCACAGGUUUAACUGAGACACACAGCAAAGGAAGGAGCAUGGAGGAACAUGAGAGGCUGAGAAGCCCAUUAAAGAAUGCAGAGCAGAGGAGAGCAACCAUGUCUAUGGGAAUUGUUUCAUUUGAGGGCAGCAUCAGAGAUGCAGACUACAACAGGCUGAGGAGAGAGGUCCUUGAGGAAUUAAAGAUUGACAUCACCAAUGGUAAAUUCAGGGAUGGGAAACAAUUGGAAGAUGUUAUUAAUAGGAGAAUUGAUUCAAAGCAUACUGCGGAAACAAGAUCAAGAAUGUGGGGAAGUGGAGUAGCCGUGACCCAGACGACACAGCCUGCUGCUGAAGGAGCUAUGUACACAAUGAACCAGUUUAAAGAUGACUUUAGAAAGGCAAGAAUCCCAGUACAAGGGGCUUCAAAAGUCGAUUCUGGGUUGCCAAACUUGGUUCCAGAUAGCAUUGAGAUUAUGAUACCUGUUCCUGAGGGAACUAUUCCAAUGCAUAACAUGUCAGGCUCAACACAAAUUAUACCCGCAACUGGUUUACCAGCUCCAAUCCAAAUGUUAUCCAGGCAGGUUCCUGUCAUCUCAAACAGCCAGAUGCCUAUCAGCAAUAUUCCUGGUGUUUCAAGUAUGGCAUCUGCACAGCAACCGCCAGGUAUGCAAACCUUUCCACAGCACAGCCAAAUGCCUUCUGUAAGUGGUUAUGUUCAGUCCAAUAGAUCUGCAAUGCCUGUAUCGACAAUUCUCCCAGGAACCAUUGGAAUGCGUCAAGUAGUACCUGGGGCCAUUCCAACAGGAGUUCCAAUGCAGCCACAAAACUACACAAGUGCAUUUCAAAGACCACCUGUAAGACUGCCAAUAUCUGCUGCUACACCAAGAGCACCUCAGGUUCAAACACGACCAGGACCAAUUGGAUACCCAAGAGGUUCUGUUCCACCAGGAUCAGUUCCUCAUGGGGCUCGUACUGGACAUUUUCCACUUGCUAAUCCCCCUGGAACUGUUCCUAGAGCACCAGUUCCAAGGGUACCUGUUCCAGUUGUUGCUCCAACAACCCCUGCAAUCAUCCAGUCCCAACCAAUCAUAUAUAAACCACCAACAUCUGAAGCACCUGCCACUGGUUCCACAGAUAUAGCAAAGAAGUCAGAAGGUGAUUACCAGAACCGAAUUAACGUGCAGCAAGGACAGUUAAUGAAAGAGGAUAAAAAAUCAGAUUCUCAAUCUAAAUCUAAAGGUAGAGACAGUGCACCUUCAAUUAAAAUCAAUGUUGGAAGUCAAUUCUCCAAGAAAUCAAUGGAGGUACUCAAAAAGAGAAAGAAUGAAGACAUUGAUGGCGUGCCAAUGGAGGAGGGGACUCUAGCCAAGAAAUCUAAACCAGAUGAACCGGGUCUGAAAUCAAUCCUGAAAAGACAAAAUCCUAUGGGCCAGAUUGACAUGUUUGAUUCUGAUGAUAAAAAUAAAAAGAUGGGUGGUUCCCAGGGCACUUCCAGACAGACUGGUGAGUCGCAGUACAAAAGACGGGGAAAUCUAAUCAAUGUUCCAAUUCAGAAAGGGAACAUUCAACAGAAAACACAAGCAAAACCACCACAACAGCAGGAGAUUGGCAAUAAAAUUGAGGUGUUGCAAAACAGGGUGGCACAAAAAUUCUCCUCGGAACCUCAGCAAUCAUCAGAACCUCUGCAAGAGGACCAUGCACAAGGAAAUGUCUCCCCGCAGACCCUUUCCUACUUGAAGGCUCAUCAAGUGAGGCAGCAGAAGACAUCAUACUCCUCCAGUGAAUCAGAUGAGGAGUCCACAGAUUUCAUACAAAGGCUCAAGGGCCCUGAGGGUUUAAUAUCAUUGAUGGAUAUUGAUGUAUCAGGUGCUCAGUCCAACAGACGUAGCAUUCAGGAGACACUUCAGAAGUGGGACUACUUGGCAGAGAAGCAGAAAAUUCAGAGGGAAAAAGAAAAACUAGCCAGGAAAGAGGCUAAACUAAAGAAAAUGAUGGAAAAGGCACCCAUUCUUAUGCAAGAAUAUGAAGAAAGUGAGAAGAAACGACAAGACAAGAAGAAAAGCCAAGAAAAUGACCCAUUAAUAAAACUUCUUCAGUCAGCUCUGGAAGCAGCUCAGCAAAAGGCAAAUAUUAAACGGUCCCCCUCACCGGUCCUCACUGACCUUGAGGAGGAGGAUAUGUCAGUGUCAGAGGAUGAGGAUGAAUCUGCUCAAGGAGGAGAGUUCAUCAUUGACUAUGGUCAUAAGUCUAUAGCAGGAGAAAAGGAGACACCUCGGAAAAUGACCAGAAGGCAGAGAAGAGCCCUGAGGAUGGAUCAGAAAAAAGCUGAAAGAGAGUACAGGAAAAAGUUUGAGGAUCAGAAAAGGCAAGAGUCAUUAAGUGAGAAAGAUUCAAGAGAUGAACUGACAGAAAUGUUGAAAACUUCACUGCAAGCUGUGCAGGAGCAUCUUCAAGAAAUGAGGAAAGAAAAACCUCUGUCACAGCAAGAGCAGUCUGUACAGAAUCCUUUCCUACAAGACCUGAUGUCUCGAGUCCAGACUCAUAUUCAAAACCAACAAGCAGGGGGAGCCAGCAGUUCUGCUUUGACUGCCCCACCCAGCUCACAGUCCUCCUCUAUCAAACAGAGCCUUCCACAAACACCAUAUACUCAAGCCACCACAGAUAGCAGUGUGGCAACCAGCUCAGAAGAAACAAGAACCAGUUGGGCCUCUCACAUGCAGCCUCAACCAGGUUUUACAUCUAUCUCUCCUUACGUACCAGUGUCCAAAAAUGCUUCAAAGUUGCCAUCGAACACAUUUGAAUAUGACCAUGGCAGCAAAGGAGCUCAGCCAGGAUGGAGUGGUUUUGAAGGUGAUUUCAGAGAUGAGGUGUCAACUGCUCUUCAUGGUCAGACUGUGGAGCAUCCUGCUCAGGAAGUGCGAGAAGUGUUUGAUUACGGACACAAGUCAAAGGCAGAAGCAACAGUUAGUCAGCCUGAUCUCCAAAGAGGUGAUGUGAAUGCAGCCUCCAGUCAGCCUCCUCCUCAGACAGACAUUCAUAGCUUGACAAUCGAAAGCAUUAGUGAAAUCCUAAAGGUGGCUAAAAACCUGCAAGCUUCUCAAUCAACAAAAGGGAAAGGAAGUACUGGGAAACAAACAGAGACUACUGACAGUGAGCAGCAUCAGAAGGGUAAUUCUGAAAACCUCAAAACUAAUAGUGUGAGUGAAUUCUUGAAGAACAUGCCUCAAAGCAGCCUUGCCAAUUCUUCAUCAGAAAGUAAAACCCCGGUGAUGGACAAGAACGUGUCUGGUCAGUCAUCUGCUGGUCCAACAGGAACUAGAAUGCACUUUCAUGGGUCUCAAGGAAGAAAUAAUCAGAGAAACCAGGACUUUGGACAGAGAAGGAGCAAUUAUGCUGGUAAUUCUACAAAUCAAAACAAAAAUAUGUCUAGUAAUUCUUCAUUACAGAAGAAUAGCGAGAAGUCUGAGUCUCCACCUGUGGAAAUGUUUGUAGGAAUGGAGAGGUCCAGAUAUGAAAGACAGAAGCAUAGAGAAAAGGAAGAGAACCAGAGAGGGAUGGAGAAAAAAUUCCCAGAAAACCAAGGUUCUUUUGGUGGGCAACAGAAUAGGGGCAAUAAUGUCCGACCUGGACAAGGAAUGGGAAGGGAAUCGGCUCUCCCCAGUGCACGAUCAUUCAGAACAGGACAAACUAAUUCUAACCAAUCUUCUUUUGGGCACAAUCAGCCUAUGAACAAUAGAUCAGGACGACAACAUUCCCCAAUGCAGAAUAGCCCAGGGCAGAACAUGCACAUGGAAAACAGACCUGACCCUGAACCUGGGCAGUCUGUGCAAAAUCGACCUGGUCUAAAUAACCAUAAUAGAUCCGGACAAAAUUCACAAUAUAGGCCUGGGCAGAACAUGCACAUGGAAAACAGAUCUGACCACUCUGUGCAAAAUCGACCUGGUCUAAAUGACCAUAAUAGAUCGGGACAAAAUUCACAAUAUAGGCCUGGGCAGAACAUGCACAUGGAAAAUAGAUCAGGACAAGCUGUACAAAAUCGACCAGAUCUACAGACAUAUAAUAAAUCUGGACAAAAUACAUAUAAUAGAUCUAGGCAAAGUACACAAAAUAGGCCUGGAUCUAUGCAAAAUAGACCAAGUCAAAUGAAACACCAGCAUCAAGGACACUCCAAUAUGUCCCAGUCAGACAUGCAUAAAAAGAGGGAGGCUGAAUCCAUCACAGACCUAAUGACAACAAACGAACUGCAGUCAUGGGAGGAUUUGCAGCGACAGUUGAGGCAGUCAUACCUGGAGGAUCAAAUAGCUGGACCCACAAUGUCUGCUUACGACCAGCGACUGCAGCAGGGGAAUCAGCAGAGAUCCAGCAAACAACAACAGCAAGCUAGUUCUCUGGAUUGGUUUCAACAAUCCAAACAACUUCAAAUGCAGGACAAGUUAAAGAAACAAUCAGCACCAAAAGGAAUCUUAAAGGGAGCUCCCAGUACAGCAAGUAAAAUUUGGGCUGAAGAUGACAUGGAGUUCCACACACCUCCACAGCAGACAGCAAAAUGGGGUCAAGGUGUGACCUCAUUUGACUACUCUGACAGAUGGAACAAAGGACAGAAUUCAAAUCUAGUGCAUUAUGCUAACUCAGAUUCGGACUGAUCACAUGAUUCUGUACACCACUUCCUGAACUUACAGUGAUAGCGAAAUCUUCAGUGAACACAAAGGGAGAAGUGAAUAAGUAAUUUGCAUGCAUGUGUCAUCUACCUGGUACAUAAGACAUUUUAUAUUUAAUGAUAAAAAUGAGGAUUAUGAACUUUUUAUCACAUUUUUUAUGUAGGUUUCAGUGUAUACGGUAUUACUGAGUUGUUGUAUAUCAUCGACUGCAAAUGUUUUAUUGGGAUGAAAAUUACUGUAAAAUGAAAUUGUGUUAAUUCAUGUUGAAUUUUUCCUGUUCACUAUCUGUUACAUAUACAUCUGUUGUGUGAAGUACAUGUUUGAUUUUGUACUAUGGAUCACUGAAUUCCUUUAUAUUGUGAAAUGAUUAUGUAAAUAAGAAUUUACUGUAUAUGAUUUUUACACACAUGAUUUUAAAAUUUUAUACAAUUUGUUCAGAAUAAAUUAUAUCAAAUUGUUGAAA